AUGUCAUUCAAUUCAUUUAGUUCCAAUUUUAGUAAAAAAUUUCAAGAACUGUCAACUUCAGUAUCUCAAAAAGCAGGUGAAUUUUCAACAAAUUUACCAUCAUUAGCUCAAAAUACACAAAGAUUAGUUCAAGAAAAAUUAGGUCAAGUAACAGAUAUUUCUCAAUUACCACAAGAAUAUAUCGAAUUAGAGAAAAAAGUUGAUACUUUAAAAUUAACUUAUCAACAUUUUUUACAAGUUUCAUCAACUUUUGAAAAUGAAUCUUAUGAUUAUCCAAAGUAUGUUAAUGAAUCAUUAAAUGAAUUUUCCAAAAAUGUUGCAACAAAAGUUUCAGAAUUAUCUCAUGCAACAAAUGCAUCAGAAGCUCAAAAUAUUUUAAUUUCACCAAAUGCAACAACUGAACCAAAAACUUUAAAUUAUGCUUUAAGUAAAGUAUCAUUACAAUCAAGUGAACUUUUUAAUCAAUUACCUUCUGCAAUCUCAACUCCGCAAGAUCAUAAAACUGCAGCUACUUUAUUAAGUUUUAGUGAUGUUCAAGCAAAAAUUGCUCAAGAAAGAUUAAGACAAGAUACUAUAAUCCAAACUAAAUUUAAUAAGCAAUUACGCGAAGAAUUAGCUGGUGCAAUUGACGGUGCUAACAGAGCAAGAAAAGAUGUUCAAAAUAAAAGACUAAAAUAUGAUGUUGCUAGAUCAAAUUUAUUAAAUGCAAGACCUGAAAAAGAAGCUUCUUUAAGAGUUCAAAUGGAAGCAUUAGAAGAUGAAUUUGCUCAAUCAACUGAAACUGCUACUUUAGUUAUGCAAAAAGUUUUAGCUAAUUCUGGUCUUUUAGCAGAUUUGAAACAAAUGGCUAUUGCUGAAAAGACAUAUUUUGAAAAUUCAGCAUCUUUGAUGAAAGAAUUCAUUGAAUCAAAUGAUUUCGAUGUUAAUGAUUCAAAGGUAAACAAUGGAUCUACAGCAACUACUACCACUGCUGAUCAAGAUAUUGCUGAUGACCUUGACAACGAUGAAGACGAUACUCAAGGUGGUAUCAAGAUGAGUGUUGAUGAUCAAGAAUAA
This is a messenger RNA of Maudiozyma saulgeensis, 1056 nucleotides long. Lineage: Eukaryota; Fungi; Ascomycota; Saccharomycetes; Saccharomycetales; Saccharomycetaceae. The record is from the annotation of a GenBank genome assembly.